GGAAAAUAAAUAGUUGCAUCUUAUCUGAAACAAGUGCUGUGGUUUCUGCUUAGUAUGUUGUCAGGGUGUUGGUCAAGGGUUCUAAGACAGAUUUGGGUGUCAGAAUUUAGGACUUGGAGCAAAGCAGAGGCAAUGAAGAAGGCUGCACAGAAACAACUGCCAAAAGUAUAUAUCACUAGACAGAUCCCGCCUGAAGGAAUGAAGAUAAUCACACAAUCUGGCAUGUGCAGUAUCGAACAGUGGGACUCUGAUAACCCAGUGCCACGGGCAGAGCUGCUAAAGAAAGUUGCUGGCAUUCAAGGUUUACUCUGCCUUCUCACUGAAAAGAUCGACUCUGAACUUCUAGAUGCUGCAGGUCCCAGCUUAAAAGUUGUGAGUACAAUGUCUGUUGGUUAUGAUCACCUAUCCUUGGAAGAACUGAAGAAGAGAGGCAUUAGAGUGGGUUAUACCCCGGACGUGCUGACUGAUGCUGUUGCUGAACUUACCGUUGCUCUUCUUCUUACCACGUCUCGUCGGCUGGUGGAAGCAGUGGAUGAAGCUAAGAAUGGUGGCUGGGGUACAUGGAAACCAAUGUGGAUGUGUGGCUAUGAACUUUCCAACAGUACAGUAGGAAUCUUCGGACUUGGAAGAAUAGGGGUAGCAGUGGCAGAGCGACUGAAACCAUUUGGCGUGAAGAGGUUUCUGUACACAGAUCUGACACCUCGUCCGGAACUGUCUGCUAAAAUUCAGGCAGAGUAUGUAACACUGGACAUACUGGCUAAAGAAUCUGACUUUCUUUGCGUAUGCUGUGCCCUUACACCAGAAACCCAAGGUAUUUGCAAUGGUAGCCUCUUCUCCAAAAUGAAGAAGGAUGCAGUAUUUGUUAACACCAGCAGAGGGCCUGUGGUGAACCAAGAUGACCUUUAUCAAGCCUUAGUCACUGGUCAGAUUGCAGCUGCUGGUCUGGAUGUUACAACUCCUGAACCUCUACCUAUUGAUCAUCCUCUUUUUAAAUUGAAGAACUGUGUAAUUCUGCCCCACAUUGCCAGUGCCACACUCUUCACUCGAAAUGCAAUGUCUGCUUUGGCGGCAAACAACCUGUUGUCUGGUCUGAAAGGGGAACCAAUGGAAAAAGAACUGCUCCUCUGAAGUUGCAGCCUAAAAUAUGAACUUCCUUCAGUGUACAAGUGCAUUCUUAUGUAGAUACCUCACUGUGCUCAGAAAAGUAUCCAGCCAGCAAAAAAAAAAAAAAAAACAGACAAUAUUUUGUCUUAGUGUAGUUUGUGCAUUUUUUGUUAAGCUACACAUAUGUAAGUUGUGCAUCAUUCAAAAUUACAGACUCUAGAUUUCUCUGCACAACCAUGGCAGACAUUUGAAAAUAAAUAUGUAUUUGUUGUUAUAAAGUUCAUGAAUAAGAGAUAUACAUUCUAUGACAGCUGAUAAAAAAGUACCACAAAUCUAAGUCAAGAGCAUGUUUAAUGGGCAAUACCUUGUAGCAGAAGUCCAGGGUGGUUCAGUUUCAGACACGGUUUGCAAUUCCUGCUUGAACAUUAAUCAACUUGUCACUGUUGACAAAUAAAUAAAUAAAUCACAAUGUGUUUUAA
Molecule: messenger RNA, 1583 nt
Organism: Protopterus annectens (West African lungfish)
Lineage: Eukaryota; Metazoa; Chordata; Ceratodontiformes; Protopteridae
Product: glyoxylate reductase/hydroxypyruvate reductase-like
Exons: 9
Coding region: 55-1128 (357 amino acids)
Cellular component (GO): cytosol
Molecular function (GO): hydroxypyruvate reductase [NAD(P)H] activity; NAD binding; hydroxypyruvate reductase (NADH) activity
Source: RefSeq, a predicted model, not a curated record